Messenger RNA from Olea europaea var. sylvestris, 3114 nucleotides. Its product is annotated as calcium-transporting ATPase 12, plasma membrane-type-like. Lineage: Eukaryota; Viridiplantae; Streptophyta; Magnoliopsida; Lamiales; Oleaceae. The transcript is spliced from 2 exons. Gene Ontology annotation, cellular component: membrane; intracellular membrane-bounded organelle. The record is from RefSeq and is a predicted model, not a curated record. Gene Ontology annotation, molecular function: P-type calcium transporter activity; ATP binding; ATP hydrolysis activity. Bases 1 to 3114 code for a protein of 1037 amino acids.
AUGUCGGCGAUGGUCGAGAAGAACGAUUUUGACGUUGAAGCUCAGCAAUCACUGUUGAUGACACCGGAGCUUGUAACUAGGACAAGGCAGACAAUGAAAAGGCUGUUUUUGUUGAUGCAUUCGGUAGUGCUCUUCAAAUUAGGAAUAAGUGACUCAUCUUCGAACCCGUCCUAUUCUACUGUUGGAACAGCUGAUGAUGACGAAGAAGAAGAGGAUAAUUCGGUAGUAACCUCUUCCUUUGACGUGCAUAAGUAUUUAGAAAUUGAGGAAGCUACGGAUUUUUCGACAUGCCCACCUGGUGAUUCCUUCAAUGUUGUGAGUUGUGUACCCCAGAAUGAACACAUCAGUAUUGAGCUCCGAAGGAAAAAAGUUGCCGAGAUUGUAGAAAAAAUGAACUUGGACGAACUUCAGAAUAUUGGAGGAGUCCAGGGAGUGGCAGAUGCACUGAACACCGAUCUCAAGAAUGGAAUUUCUGAUGAUCAUGAAGCUAUCUGUGGAAGCAAACCCAAUGAAAUCCGUCUAACUUCUAUUUUCUUCGAAGUGUUCCUGGAAAAGUGCAACAACUACACGUUCUUCCUCCUCUUAUUGGCUGCAGCAUUAUCCCUGGCCUUCGGAAUCAAGAAAAAUGGUCGAGCCAAUGGCUGGAUUGAUGGGGCACUUUUAAUUCUUUUUAUCUUCGUUCUUGUCAUUUUCACUGCGAUAAGCAGCUACUUGCAAGCAAGAAAGUCUAAGAAAAAUAUCCAGAAAAAAUGGUUUUCUGAAGGGAGGAAUGUGAAGGUACAAGUGAUUAGAGGUGGACGUCCUCCUGCGUUUAUUCUUGCAUAUGAUUUACAAGUUGGGGAUAUAGUAUAUUUGCAGAGAGGUUAUCAGGUUCCUGCUGAUGGAAUAUUUAUAGCUGGUGAAGCAUUAGAGUUGUACGAUGGAUUAAGGUCCCCAGUCGAUGACAAAACCCCAUUUUUGUUUUAUGGUUCCAGGGUGAUCAACGGUUAUGCUCGAAUGAUUGUGACAUCUGUGGGAAUGGAGACAGUGUGGGGUGAGAUGAUGAGCAAAGCAAUGGAGUCACCUGAUAAUAAGUGCAAAUUUGAAGUUUUGUUUACGAAGUUAAGUACCUGGGUAGACUUCACAGGGCUUCUAAUUUCCAUCCUUCUGCUUAUAGCCUUGUUUAUUCGCUAUGUACUAGGAGAAAGAGAUGAUGAAGACGGUGAUGGGCCCCAGACCAGGGGAGAACCCACUCCUCUGAAAAUCAUAUUAGAUGCUAUCAAGGUUAUUAUGAGAGGAUCAAAGGGGACGAUGAGAGUUUUGACAACUUUACUGAGUGUGUCACUCGUGGGGAUAAUGGAAGGUGUACCUGUUGUGAUUUCAAUUGCAAUCACAUACUGGAGCCGGCAGACACUAGCACAUCAGGGCUUAGAGAGAGACCCUCUAGCUUGUGCCAAGAUGGCAACAGUUACAACCAUUUGCACCGAUAUAUUUGGUGGAUUAACAGAUCAUGAAAUGGAAGUUGACAGGGUUUUUCUUGAUAAUGAAUUUAUCUGUGAAAGCUCUACAGUAUCCCCCAGUGUGCUCCAAUUGCUAUGUGAUGGAAUUGGAAUAUCAGAUCUGUUAUCCCCAAGUGUAAGUGAUUUAAGGCAAUUGGUAACUAUCUCCUGGGCUGAAGAUAAGCUUGGUAUGCGGAAGGAAAUCUUCAAACAUCAAUGCAACAUUGUCGAGCAUAAAAAGAGUAACCUUCCCCAAGAAUGGAGCGGAGCACUGGUGGAAAAAAACAGAGACGAUGGACAUGAGUGGCAUUUGCACUAUGAAGGAUCUCCCAAGGAUAUUUUGUCAAUGUGCUCUCGUUUCUAUAACAUUGAAGGGGAAGAGCUGAAAAUAGAAGGUGAGAAAAUGAGAAUGUUAGAACAAGUUAGUAAUGAUAUGCUAGCUGAACGAGAAGUAAUUGCAUAUGCUUGCAAACCCACAGAUGGGUCUGAUGAUAUGUCACUUGAAGCAAAUGACUUGAUCUUCAUAGGAAUGACAGGCAUAAGAAACAUAAUUAAGGAUGAUAUAAAAAAUGCAGUCUCGACUUUGGAGGGAGGAGGAGUUAGGACUAUUCUUGUUGCAGGAGAUUGUGUCGAUGUACUUAGACCUAUCGGCAGCAAUUGUGGGCUGCGUAAUCCCGAGACGAAUGCUUUAAAGGGUGAGGAAUUUAGGGACUUAACGGAUGAAGAGAGAAUGCAAAAGGUGGAUACAAUUCGCACCCUGGGAAGCUGUACCCGGCAGGACAAGGUUACUUUAGUGAAGUGCUUGAAAGAAAAAGGUGAAGUGGUAGCAGUGUUGGGGCAGCGAACAAAUGAUGCUCCAGCACUAAAAGAAGCUGAUAUAGGGCUGACAAUGGGGACUUGGAGCUCGGAAACGGCAAAUGAGUGCUCGGAGCUCAUUGUUUGGAAUGCAGAUUUCACUUUUCUGGUUAAUGUGAUCGAGAGUGGGAGACGUACCUACGAGAAUAUACGAAAAUUCAUCCAAUUCCAGCUCAUCAACACCAUUUCGAGCUCAUCGGUUAACUUCAUUGCAACUAUAGUUUUGGGGAAUGCCCCAAUAACAGCAAUGGAGUUGUUCUGGUUGAACUUGGUUGUUGCACUUCUUGGAGGCUUGGCACUGCUGACCAUGCCACCGGCUGAAAACCUGAUGAAAAUGCCUCCGAUCAGAUCAUCUGGACGUCUUAUUACCAAUGCCAUGUGGAGAAAUAUAGCCAUACAAGUCUCUUAUCAAAAUGCCAUAUGUUUGAUUCUUCUACUCAAAGGAAGUGCUGUCCUGGGAAUAAGUGCAGAAGCCAUCAAAUCCAUGAUUUGCAACUGCUUAUUUCUCUGCCAAUUAUUCAACAAAUUCAUCGCUAGAGAGCCUGAAAAGAAGAAUAUUUUCGAGGGUCUUCAUCAGAAUCGAUGGUUUUGGGUGGCCUUUGUUCUUUUUCUAAUGUCUCAGGCAGCCAUGACAGCGACCGAAAAUGUUCUUGGCAUUAAUGCGAGUUUGAGCUGGAAGUUGUGGGCUUUGUGCAUUCUAAUUGGCCUCAUCUCGUGGCCGCUUGAUUUCGUAGGGAAAUGUGCUUCAGAUGUUCAUUGCCUGGUGUUUGCUGCAGAUUAA